Candidozyma auris is the source of this 2961-nucleotide messenger RNA. Its product is annotated as importin-alpha export receptor. The record is from RefSeq and is a predicted model, not a curated record. NCBI's taxonomy places the organism in Eukaryota, Fungi, Ascomycota, Pichiomycetes, Serinales, Metschnikowiaceae. The transcript has a single exon. Bases 1 to 2961 code for a protein of 986 amino acids. Gene Ontology annotation, biological process: protein export from nucleus; protein import into nucleus. Gene Ontology annotation, cellular component: cytosol; nuclear envelope. Gene Ontology annotation, molecular function: small GTPase binding; nuclear export signal receptor activity.
AUGGCACAGAAUAGUUUGGAGAGCAUCCCAGGGUACUUGAAGGAAUCCCUCAACCCAAACCAUGCUAAGCAGGCAGAGUCACAUUUGAGAUCGAUCGAAUCACAACCUCACUUUGCCAUCAAUUUAAUCCACACUGUGGCCUCCACGAACUUGGAUCCAGGAGUUAGACUCGCCGGUGCUCUAUUCUUGAAAAAUUUGGUGAAAAGGAAAUGGGUCAAUGAGGAUGGAGAGUACUUGUUGUUUAAUGACGACGUUCAGUACAUAAAGCUGGAAAUCUUGAACACAAUGAUCAAGCUUCCAAACAACUUACAAAUCCAACUAGGUGAGACAAUUUCCAUCAUUGCUGAGCUGGACUUUCCACACAAUUGGCCAAAUCUUAUUGAUGAUCUUGUUGCAAAAUUGUCUCCUGACGAUUUCGUGUUAAACAAAGGUAUCUUGCUCGUGGCCCACUCCAUCUUCAAGAAGUGGAGACCAUUGUUCCGUUCCGACGAGCUAUUUUUGGAGAUCAAAAUGGUGUUAGAUAAGUUUGCGGAACCCUUCAUGGCUCUUUUGGCUAAGACUGAUGAACUCAUCACAGAGGCGGUUUCUCAAAACAACUCUGCAAAGCUCACCAUAUACUUGGACUGUUUCUUACUCUUGGUUCAAAUCUACUACGAUCUUAACUGUCAAGAUAUUCCAGAAUUUUUUGAAGAUAACCUCACAGCUGGAAUGACUAUCCUUCACAAAUACUUGGGUUUCCUGUCGAGCCUCGUUGGCGAUGCCAGUGAUGACACUGAUGUCGAUAGUUUAAUCAAGGUCAAAACCGCCAUCAUUGAGUUACUACUUUUGCAUGUCACCAGAUAUGCAGAGGAAUUUGAUCCAAUGAUUCCUAAUUUUAUCACAUCCGUUUGGGAACUCAUCAACACGUAUGUUACACAGCAGCCGAAGUUCGAUCUUUUGGCUGUCAAUGCGUUGGCUUUCUUGACUUCCAUCACAAAGAUCGUGAAAUAUCAAAGUUACUUCAACAACGAACAAGCUAUAAAUGAGAUCAUCGAAAAGAUCAUUCUCCCCAACAUUGCUUUCCGUGAGGUGGACGAAGAAAACUUCGAGGAUGAGCCGAUUUCAUUCGUCAGGUCUGAUUUGGAAGGCUCCGAUUUUGAUUCUAGAAGAAAGUCAUCCACUGAUUUCUUGCGAGAAUUGAAGGAUGUAAAUACAGAACUCUUGACAAAUUCAGUCAUGACAUACGUCAACAGAUUCUUGUCACACGAUGACUGGAGAAACAGAGAUAUCGCGAUCUAUCUUUUCACGUCCUUGGCUGCGAAGGGCUCCGUUACGAAUAUUGGUGUUACUUCUACCAACAUGCUUGUGGAUGUCGUCAAGUUCUUCACUGACAACAUAGCAUCAUACUUGACCGGUGAUGCUACGCCUAUCUUGAAGGUUGAUGCGAUCAAAUACAUCAUGACCUUCAGAAAUCAGUUGACGAAGGACCAGCUCCUCACUACCAUUCCUUUAUUGAAUGAUCACUUGAAAAACCCUAAUGUUGUGGUAUACACUUAUGCCGCAAUCACAAUCGACAAGUUGUUUACGAUGACAAGCUUCUCAGACAGCAAGCACAUGCCUGUUUUCAACAAGCAAGAUAUUGAGCCAUACGUCAACGACCUUUUGACCAAUUUGUUCCAGCUCAUCCUUUCUAAUUCUGCUCCUGAGAAACUUUCUGAAAAUGAAUUUUUGGUCAAAACAAUCAUGAGGGUUCUCAACACCGCGGAAGAUGCCGUUGAAGAAAGCUUCAAAGUGACUAUCAUGGAGCAGUUGUUGAAGAUUUUGGGUAUUAUCGCUAAGAACCCUGCCAAUCCAAGGUUCACGCAUUAUAUUUAUGAGAGCUUGGGUUUGUUGAUCAAGUUUGGAACUGACAAGGAUGGCGCUAAAAUCAAGCAAUACACCCUGCUUAUACUACCAUCAUUAUUGGAAAUCUUAAGUCAGGAUAUUCAAGAAUUUGUUCCUUACACAUUUCAGAUAUUGGCUUUCCUUCUCGAGAAUUACCCUAAAACAUCACCCAUUCCAGAAGAAUACAAGACACUUGUGAAGCCACUCUUAUCACCUGCAGUAUGGGAGUUUCGUGGCAAUGUGCCAGGUAUCACCAGGUUGCUUGUGGCGAUCAUGUCGCACGAUUUUUCUGCAUUUGCAUCGACGUCUCAGGAGCUUGUUCCACUACUUGGUGUCUUCCAAAAACUUAUAGCUCUGAGAGCCAAUGACACUCAUGGAUUCGAUCUCUUGAUGGGGAUAUUCCUUUAUUUCCCAUUUGAUUUGAUUUCCGUUCAUUUAAAUCAAAUUGCCAUCCUUCUUUUGACUAGACUCAAAACUUCAAGAACAGAAAAAUACAUCAAGAGAUUAGUGGUGUUCUUGAUGUCCUUAUGCUGUGUGCCCUUGAACGACACACUCAAUGCAAAAAGUCAGAGUCGAAUUAAUUCAAGCUUUGUCAUAAACUUCAUCGAAUCCGUUCAGCAAGGUGUAUUUCAACAGAUUACAACUAGUUUUAUCUUGCCUACAACUGAAGAGUUCGCCAACUUGCAGGACAAAAAGAUCGCUGCUUUGGGAUUAUCACAAUUGAUUGUUUCUGAACAGUUCACUCAAGGCUCAUGCAAGGCAUUGCUUCAACCUGCGGUGGAGCAGUUGUGUAAAAAUUUGUCGCUUUUGUCUGGAAUCCUGAAAGGCACUAAUGUUGUUGAGAACACAAUCCUGAGUGGACCUAAUGCUGCUAGUGUCCCUAUAAACGAAGUUGACUUAGAAAGUGCGGCGUAUGGGUCCAACUUUUCAAAAAUUGUCUCGAUCCAGCUAAAAACAUUUGAUCCUGUGCCACAUAUACAAAAUGAGGAUUUCAAGCAAAUCAGAUUUGUGGCUGUGGCAAGCGUGAAACGUCUUGGGGAGUCAGGUGUUCUUAGCGAUUUAAGCGAUUCUGCAAAAGCUGUGGUUAAUGCAUCAUGA